AUGCAGGUGCUAACCAAGCGUUAUCCCAAGAACUGCCUGCUGACUGUUAUGGACAGGUACUCAGCCGUGGUGCGCAACAUGGAGCAGGUGGUGAUGAUCCCCAGCCUUCUGCGGGAUGUGCAGCUGGGUGCACAUGCAGGGGCCCCCGAUCUCUACAACUACUUCACCAUGCUCAAGGCCAUCCGUGUAGAUGUGGACCACGGGCUCCUGCCCCGGGAGGAGUGGCAAGCCAAGGUGGAGGGUGAAGCCAAAGAGGCUGAGAGUGAAACUGCAGAGACGGAGGAGGCUGAGGAAGAGAGUCUCUCCGGGGAGCUGGACCUGGAAGCUCAGUUCCACCUGCACUUCUCCAGCCUCCAUCAUAUCCUCACAAACCUUACCCUGAAAGCCGAGGAGGUGACGAGGAAAUACCAGGAGAUAACGGGACAGGCCAUGUAG
Messenger RNA from Talpa occidentalis (Iberian mole), 435 nucleotides. It is a transcript of the gene THRSP, whose product is annotated as thyroid hormone responsive. The record is from RefSeq and is a predicted model, not a curated record. NCBI's taxonomy places the organism in Eukaryota, Metazoa, Chordata, Mammalia, Eulipotyphla, Talpidae. Gene Ontology annotation, cellular component: cytosol. Bases 1 to 435 code for a protein of 144 amino acids. Gene Ontology annotation, biological process: regulation of lipid biosynthetic process. The transcript has a single exon.